Messenger RNA from Zychaea mexicana, 5025 nucleotides. RefSeq lists its product as uncharacterized. The record is from RefSeq and is a predicted model, not a curated record. Gene Ontology annotation, molecular function: ATP binding; ATP hydrolysis activity; ABC-type peptide transporter activity. Gene Ontology annotation, biological process: transmembrane transport. The coding region runs from base 108 to 4856 and encodes 1582 amino acids. Gene Ontology annotation, cellular component: fungal-type vacuole; fungal-type vacuole membrane. The transcript is spliced from 10 exons. Lineage: Eukaryota; Fungi; Mucoromycota; Mucoromycetes; Mucorales; Lichtheimiaceae.
CCCCUUCCUUACUCAGAUGUUAAAUUACCUCAAAGCUUGAAUCGUGCGGAAAAUCUUUUGCGUUUUUCUUCUCCUCUUCCUUCUCUCUUCCAAUAACGAUAGUAGAGAUGCUCGAUUGCAGCUUAUCCGAUCCGUGGGUAGGCGGCAAUUUCGCACCUUGUUUUCGGGAAGCUGUUUUAGACGGUCUGAUCCCGAUCGCGCUGUUUGUUUGGUCAGUGUCUGCCGUCCUUUUCAGCUACGUUCGUCAUGUUCGCAGAACGUCGGCAGUCUACACGCCACUGAAGAGCAAUCAACCAAGCAAUUAUGGCGGUUAUGGCGCCACCACCGUGCCCUCGAUCACUGAAGACGAUGAACGAGUUGACGACGAUGCUUCGUCCUCUGACAGUACCAUAUCUCCUUUAUAUGAAGAACGUUCGCUGCGAUGGUCGUUUUACAAUUGUACAAGAUUGGCAGCAGCCACGAUCCAAGUCGCCGUAUACCUCUACUCGCUGGGACAGUUGGUGACUGAGCACUAUGACUUUGAUGAAUCCGUGGAAGGAAGUAAGCUGACAUUAACGGCAGCACUUGUUGCAAACCUCAUUUUUUGGGGAUAUGCACUGUUGAUCUCCAUCGCCAACAUCUUGCUGACAGCAACGUCCAAGAAGCCCGUUGCAGACGAUAUCUGUUUCCAACUCAAUCUCCUGUACCUUGGCCAUUUCUGUAUCAACCUCGUUGACUUGCGCUCUUUCUAUAUUGUCCAUUAUACCGAUAUAUCCGUUGAGGGCUAUGUGCAUUCAAUCUUAACCGCAUGUGUUACAUCUAUUCUCCUUUCAAUCAUCAUCCACGAAGAGCGUCAUUCCCCUGUCGAACCUGUCGUUGCUGAUACGGGACGCGUGCAAUCCACGGAGAACUGGGCUUCGUUGUAUUCCCAGUUCUUGUUCAGCUGGGUCGAGUCAAUGAUGAAGGAAGGAUACAGACGUACAUUGAACGCAGAGGAUCUCAACGAAUUGCCUCCCGAGAAUAGAGCAAAGAACAUCUUGUCAUCUUAUCGAAAGCACAAGACCCGUUCGAUCCUGGUGUCCUUGUUCAGAACGUACAAAUUGACCUUUGUCAAGCAGUUCCUGUACUGUGCAGUGUGGAAUGUUGGUAUGUUUGGUCCGCCUCUCUUCCUGAACAAGAUCAUCAAGUAUAUCGAAAACGGCGAUCAGAACGAAGAACCGGUGUCCACCGCAUACUUGUAUGUGAUUGGUCUAUUCGUUACUGGUGCGCUGCAGACAUUGGCCGUGCAGCAGGCCUUGUACAUUGGCCGCACAAACGGUGUCCGCAUCCAAGCGAUUGUGAUCGGUGAGGUCUUUUCCAAGUCCCUGAGACGCCGCGACACCACGGGAGCUACUGAUGCUGAGGACGAAAAGGAUGGAGAAACUUCCAAAAAUGUCAACAACUUGCUUUCGGUGGAUGCACAAAAAUUGGGCGAGUUUAUUGCGUACUGCUUCUAUGUCUACUCAUACCCCAUCCAAAUCGUCAUCAGUAUCUACUGUCUGUACGAACUUCUCGGCGCCGCUCCCUUGUAUGGUGUUUUGGUGAUGAUUUUCACGCAGCCUAUCACAUUCUAUGUCAGCAAACGAUUCGAGACGCUGCAAAAGGAUCUCAUGGCGGCCACCGACAAGCGUCUCAAGAUUGUCAAUGAGAUGCUAUCGGCGAUUCGUAUCAUCAAGUUUUUUGCAUGGGAAAAGGAGUUCCGCACACGCGUGCUGACUGCUCGACAAACCGAACUGAAAGCCAUCCGUGCUCGUCUUUUUAUGUUUAUGCAUAUGAUGAACGCCUGGUUCCUCAUUCCUAUCCUUAUCAUGAUUACCGUUUUCUACAUCUACACUCUGGAUCACAAGCUGACGGCAUCCACUGCGUUUACUGCCCUUGCCUUGUUUAACACGUUCCGUGCUGCUCUCGACGAAUUCCCCAUGAUCAUUUCGUUCGUCCUCCAAGCCAAUGUAUCCGCAAAACGUAUCGAGAGCUUCUUGGAUGAAGACGAAGUUGAGAUUCCUGAACCAUCUUCAGCUUUGGAUGGUACCCAAAUUGGUUUUGUCGGCGAUGCUGCCUUCAGCUGGGAAAAGCCUGACGUAUCGGAUCAGGAUAGCGAGAGCAAGAUUUCUCUACGUGACCUCAACUUGUCUUUCCCUGUCAACAAGCUAUCCAUCGUAUGUGGUCCUACCGGCUCUGGUAAAACCACUCUGCUGGCAUCUCUUUUGGGCGAGACGUGGUGUGUGCGCGGCAGCGUUCGUCUCCCUCGCAUUGUUCCCACUCGCACGAGUCCUUUGGGUGGCGCGGUUUCUGGAAUUGCCUAUGUUGCACAAACUGCUUGGUUACAAAAUUGCAGCAUCCGUGACAAUAUCCUCUUUGGUCUUCCCUAUAAUGCCGAACGCUAUGAGAAGGUGCUCUAUGCCACUGCAUUGACUCGUGAUCUCGAUAUCCUGGAAUUCGGUGACUCGACAGAAAUUGGCGAAAAGGGUGUUACCCUCAGUGGUGGUCAAAAGCAGAGAGUGGCAAUCGCUCGUGCCGUUUACUCUCAAGCCGAAACCGUUAUUCUAGACGAUUGUCUCAGUGCUGUUGAUGCUCAUACUGCGAAGCACUUGUAUGAACAUUGUCUGACUGGCGAAUUGAUGCACGGACGAACCAUCAUCCUUGUUACUCAUCAUGUUGGAUUGUGCCUCAAGAGUGCAUCCUACAUUGUUGCUUUGAAGGAUGGCAAGGUAGCUGGCGCUGGUGAUCCUCAAUCCAUGCUCAAGAGCGGUGUAUUGGGUGAAGAGCUCGCUCGUAACCAAGAAGAGCAGAACGAAGCCAAGGAAGAAGCCGCAACGGAUGGACCUAUCCCGGUUGUUCCUCAAUCAUCAAAGAAGCAGCAGCAGGAUGGCGCAGGCAAGCUUGUCGAAGAUGAAGUUCGUGCCGAAGGCGGUGUCAAAUGGUCAGUCUACGAUACCUACAUCGGCGCAUCCGGUGGAUACACUUACUGGGUCAUUAUACUGGUGCUUUUCAGUCUUGCACAAGGAGCUGUAUUAAUGCAGGAUUACUGGAUUAAGGUUUGGGCUAGCGCAUACCCACCAGGAGCUGAAGAUGAUACUAGCAGAGACAACAGUACCAGCAGCAGUGUUGGUAUUUUCUCAGGUGGCUCUUACCUUGGUUCAUCGUCUGAGCCUGGUACUUUCAGCGUCCAUUAUGUGACUCCCAUGGUCGCUAAGGAAGAACACGUUGAUGUCAAGUAUUAUCUUGGUGUCUACUUCCUGCUCGGUGUUGUUGCGCUUAUUGUUACAUCCGGUCGUUCGUUGGCUUUGUUUAUUGGAUCGAUCCGUGCUUCUCGUCGUCUCCACGAGCAAUUAUUGGACAGAAUCCUGCAUGCUAAGGUGCGAUUUUUUGACACAACGCCUCUUGGUCGCAUUGUCAACCGCUUCUCGUCUGAUCUCGAAACGAUUGAUCAAGAAGUUUCCCCUUCGCUUUCCUUCCUGCUGUACUCGAUCGUGUCGACGUUUUGCAUUGUCGCGUUGAUUACCUAUGUCGUACCUGCCUUUGUCGUUCCCGGAACGCUUAUUGCCGUUUUGUACUGGUUGGUCGGUGCCUACUAUCUAGCAACAUCACGUGAUAUGAAGCGUCUCAACUCGGUCAGCCGUAGUCCUAUCUACGUGCAAUUCAACGAAAGUGUGAACGGUGUCACUACUAUCCGUGCAUUUGGGUCACAGUAUCGCUUUGUUGCCGAAAAUCACUCGCGUAUUGAUAACAACAACCGCCCAUUCUUGUGGAUGUGGGCUACGAACCGCUGGCUUCACGCACGCGUGGAAGUUGUUGGCUCCUUUGUCGGUUUUUGUGCUGGUCUUGUCAUGGUCAUGGCUCGUGAUUGGAUUGAUCCCGGUAUGGCUGGUCUUUCUCUGAGCUACGCUUUGACCUUCACAUUCCAUGUGCUUUGGGUCGUCCGCAUGUACGCUGUCAACGAAAUGAACAUGAAUGCUAUUGAGCGUCUCCACGAGUAUUUGGAUGUUGAUCAGGAACCACCAGCACGUAUCGCUGCCACCUGUCCUCCUGCAAGCUGGCCCGAGGCAGGUUCCAUCAAAGUGGACGACCUCGUCAUGCAGUAUGCACCCGACAGUCCUGCUGUGUUGCGCAACGUUUCGUUCGAAACUCGUCCUCGCGAGAAGAUCGGUAUCGUUGGUCGAACUGGCAGUGGUAAAUCAACUCUGACUCUAUCCUUGUUCCGAUUCAUGGAGGCUACCUCUGGUCGUAUUUGCAUUGAUGGCGUCGAUAUCAGCAAGAUUGGCCUCGAAGACCUGCGCUCACGACUCACAAUUAUUCCUCAAGACCCAGUGCUAUUCUCUGGCACUUUGCGCAGCAACUUGGAUCCAUUUGACCAACACGACGAAGCCGAACUUUGGGCUGCUAUGAAACGAUCACAUCUUAUCGACCUUCGCGAUGACAAUGACGCAAACGACAACAAGAAUGUAACGCUUGAUUCUCCAGUGACGGAGAACGGCAGUAAUUGGUCUCAAGGUCAACGUCAAUUGAUUGCUUUGGCUCGAGCCCUUGUCAAAAAGUCCAGUCUGAUCAUUUUGGAUGAAGCCACGUCCUCUGUUGACUUUGAUACCGAUCACAAGAUUCAGCAAACUAUUCGUGAAGAAUUUGUUGACUCGUCCUUGCUGUGUAUCGCUCACCGUAUCCGCACAGUUGCUGAUUAUGAUCGUAUUCUUGUGCUUGACCAUGGUAAGGUCAUUGAAUUUGAUACGCCCUACAACCUGAUUAAUCGGGAAGACGGUGUUUUUAAACAAAUGUGCGAACGUAGCGGCGAGUUUUCCGAGCUGCUGGCAAUUGCCACAGCAAAGUUUGAACAACAACAGUAGUAGCAAUAGCAUUCUUAGAUCUCUCUUCAUUAUCUCAUAUCCCUUGUUUUCUUCUUAUUUUCAAUACAUAUAUCUACAUGUACGAUAUCAAAUGUAUUUUUCUUUUUCUUUGCAUUGUGCCCUAUGUGGUUAUCACCCAUUAAAGUUUUGUUUUCAUAUAUAACACAAA